This is a messenger RNA of Condylostylus longicornis, 6788 nucleotides long. RefSeq names its product fatty acid synthase-like. NCBI's taxonomy places the organism in Eukaryota, Metazoa, Arthropoda, Insecta, Diptera, Dolichopodidae. Gene Ontology annotation, biological process: fatty acid biosynthetic process. Gene Ontology annotation, molecular function: oxidoreductase activity; fatty acid synthase activity. The transcript has 10 exons. The record is from RefSeq and is a predicted model, not a curated record. The coding region runs from base 129 to 6758 and encodes 2209 amino acids.
CAAAACGGGUGUUUUUGUUGGAGCUAGUUUUUCAGAAGCUGAAAAAGCUUGGUUUUAUGAACUCAUUUUACCUGGUGGAUUCGGAAUAACUGGGUAAAUAUUGAAACAAAUUUCAAUGUUGUCGUGCAAUGAUGGCAAACCGUAUUUCGUAUUGUUUAGGAUUGAAUGGACCUUCGUACUUAGUGGAUUCUGGCAGUAAUUCUUCACUUCAGUGCCUAACUGCAGCCUACAAUAGUCUAAGGAACGGCGAAAUUGACGCUGCUAUUGUUGGUGGAGCAAAUAUUAUUCUAUUUCCUUAUAUAGAUUUGCAUUUUAAAAAUUUAGGUGCUAUUUCAGAAGACGGAAUCACACGACCGUUCGAUCAAUUUUCAUCAGGCUACAAUCGAUCUGAAACUGUAGCUAGUGUUUUAUUACAAAGAAAACGGGAUGCUAAGCGAAUCUAUGGUCAGUUAAUUCAUGCCAGGUGUAACUAUGAUGGGUAUAAAUCUGAUGGUAUAGCUCAAUUUUCAACUACAGCCAAGAAGGAGCUUCUUAAUGAAUUUUAUAAUGAAAUAAAGUUUAAUCCUAGUGAAUUGGGUUACAUUGAAGCUAAUGCGAAUGGUGUUCCAAAUGAGGAUAUAAGUGAGUGUGAAAUAAUAGAUACUACUCUAAGCAAAUAUAGGAAAGAACCACUUAUGAUCGGUUCCGUUAAAUCAAAUAUUGGCCACACUGAUGCCGCUUCUGGAAUAGCUGCUAUUGUAAAAUGCUGUUUAGCACUUAAAAAUAAAAAGGUACCUCCCAAUUUAAAUUUUACUGAGCCACGUAAAGAAAUAGUGUCUAUUCGCGAUGGAAGGUUGAAAGUUGUGAAAGAGAUUGAGCCACUUAAAGCGCCAUAUAUCGGUGUAAACUCAUAUAGCUUGACUGGUGAAAACUCACAUGCGUUAUUUAAGGCAUAUGAAAAACCGAAAGUUAAUAAAGGGUUACCGGAAGAUAACUUACCAAGAAUCAUUAAUUGGUGUGGUAGAACAGAAGAGGGUGUGGAAAAUGUUUUCCGCGAACUUGAAGGCAAACCACUUGAUGCUGAAUACAUAGCUUUAUUACAUGAAAUAAGUUCUACGUCUAUUUCUGGAUACCUCUUUCGCGGUUACGGGUUAUUGGCUAAAGAUCAAAAUAAUAAUGGAAAAAUUUUGGUGAAGGAUGUUCAACAUCAUUCAGGCCUUCAAAGACCAGUUGUGUGGGUAUUUAGUGGAAUGGGAUCACAAUGGACAGGAAUGGGCACAGCUUUAAUGGAAAUUCCUGUGAUUCGGCAAUCAUUAAUUAGAUGCAGCAAAGCGCUUGAACCUAAAGGUUUAAAUUUAAUUGACAUUUUAACAUCUAAAGAUCCUAAAACUUACGAUAAUAUUCUACAUUCUUUUGUUGGAAUAGCUGCUAUUCAAAUUGCUCUCGUCGAUUUGUUAAAGUCUUUAAAUUUAGAGCCCGAUUAUAUUAUUGGGCAUUCUGUUGGGGAAUUAGGAUGUGGUUAUGCUGAUGGUGGGUUCACUCCUGAACAAAUGAUCCUCUGUUCCUAUUCUCGUGGAAAAGUUAGCCUCGAGACUGAAAAGAUUGUGGGAUCAAUGGCUGCAGUUGGUUUAGGUUAUAAACAAAUCAUUAAUAUUCUACCAUCAACAAUUGAGGUAGCUUGUCAUAAUAGUCACGAAUCAAGUACUAUUUCCGGACCAGCUGAAGAAAUUACAAAAUUUGUAAACCAGUUAAAAUCGAAAAAUAUAUUUGCAAAAGAGGUACCAUGUUCCAAUAUUGCUUAUCAUUCAAAAUAUAUUGCUAAAAUGGGACCAAAUCUACUAAAAUAUUUAAAACAAAUAAUUCCGGAUCCUAAGUUACGCUCUAAAAAAUGGUUAUGCUCAAGUGUACCAGAAAAUAGCUGGAACAGUCCUGAAGUACAAUUUUGUUCUGCAGAAUAUCACACAAAUAAUUUAUUAAACAGUGUUUUAUUUGAAGAAACUGCAAACUUAUUACCGAAAGAUGCACUUUGUAUUGAAAUAGCGCCCCAUGGUUUACUUCAAGCAAUCUUAAAAAGAUCAAUGCCAAAUGCUAUACAUAUUGGACUUACUCAGAGAGGAAAUGAAAAUAACCAUCACUUUUUACUACAGUCUUUGGGAAAAAUAUUUUUGAAUGGAGUAGACAUGCCAGUACAAAAUAUUUAUCCAAAAGUAGAUUUUCCAGUUUCAAAUGGAACAAAAAGCAUUUCUCCCUUAGUAUCAUGGGAUCAUACUGAUAAUUGGUUUGUUACAGAAGUUAGUGAAGACAAGAUCACAAAUGAAAGAACAUUAAAGAUUAGUUUACAAAAAGAAGAAUACAAAUUUCUUUAUGGAUAUAAAAUCGACAACAGAGUUGUGGUACCACCAAUGUUCCUAGUUCAAAUUGUUGCCGAUUUUUAUGUUUUCUUACACAAAGCGAAUUUAAUGGAAACAGGAAUUCAGUUUGAUAAUAUUAAAAUAAAAAAAUAUUUAUUUUUAACUGAAAGUGAUGAAAUCGAUUUACAUUUAAUGAUACAUCCCGGAAGUGGACACUUUGCUAUAACUCAAAAUGAAAUUGCUGUAAUAGAAGGUCGUAUCUCGAUGUUGUUGGGAACUGAUGAAAUUACAAAUAUUAGUAAGACUGUGAACCGCUCCACGACACCUAAUUUAUCAUCAGACGAUUUUUAUAAGGAGCUUCAACUUAGAGGUCAAGAAUAUACUGGAAUAUUUCGAAGUGUAAUAGAGGCACGUGGUGAUGGUUCAAAGGGAAAAGUGAAAUGGAAUGGUUUUUACUUUUCCUUUCUUGAGUCGCUAGUACAAACUGCUAUGAUUUGUACUGACACAAGAGAUCCUAUGCUAGUAUCUAAUAUUCGUGAACUGAAACUUUUUGGAAAACAACAUUUAGAUGCUUUGAUUACCAAUGAAAUUUUCUGUUUCGAAAAUAGCAAAAUUUACAAAAAAAUUGUUUCAGGCGGUGUUGAAAUUUCUGGUUUGGAAACAAAACAUAUCAGUAGAAAGCAAAUAACUUUUGAACCAAAUUUAAGUAUAAAUCAAUUUAUUCCGAAUUUUCCAAGUCCAUUAUUGAGUAUUUCUGAUGCUGUUCGUUGUUGUAUUCAAACAGCAACUGAAAACUUUUCCUUAUCUGAUGGAAAAAUGAAAGUUGUUGAGUUUAUAAAUGAAAAUCAUGACGCAGAACCAUUGGUGAAGUAUUUUGUUGAAGAAUUUGAAAAUGCUGUAAAAGUUAAUGGACAAUGUUUCUUAAUUACCGACCAGGAUGUUAGUUUACCUAAAGUUCAAAUUGAAGAAGGAUCUAUUUGCAAUCAUAUCAACUGUUCAUUCAUUGUUUUGACCAAUGCUUUAGAUAACGUUUCCUUAGCUGAUGAAGCUGCUAAAUCUUUACUAGAUGGUGCGUUUAUGAUAUCACGUGAAACUUUAAGAGGAAAUAUAAGAACGAAAAAAUUGCCUAUUGGAUUCAAUUGUGUGGCAAUAUUAAAUACUGCCGAAGAAAUUUUAAUUUUGCUAAAAAAAGUAAAGCGUGUUAAAACUUCUGGAGAUACCAUUGCUAUAAAAGUUUCUGAAUUUGAUCCUUCAUGGAUUUCUAAUGUUAAAAAUAUGGAAGAUAAAGCGAAAAUUGUGUUGUAUACAGAAAAUGAAAAAUAUACGGGUAUUUUAGGAAUGGUGAACUGCUUGAAAGAUUUGAAUGGCCAUGCAAACAUAGUAUCUUUCGUUUUUAUCGAAGAUAAAAACGCUCCAAAGUUUAGUUUAAACAAUGAUUUUUAUAGAAGACAAAUCGAUUUGGGAUUGACAGUGAAUAUAUUUAAAGAUGGACAAUGGGGAUCUUACAAAGAUCUAAAUCUAAAGGACAUUUCAUUAAAUAUAAAUAAUUUUUAUGCAGAUAUUGACCAACCUGGAAACCUAGAAUCGUUGAAAUGGUACCAAAAGAAUAAUUACAGGCAUGAAAAUAUUAUAGAAGUUUUGUUUGCAACAAUUAAUUCGCGUGACAUUGCAUUAGCUACAGGACGCAUUCCAAAAGAUAUGUAUGGUAAAAACCGUAAAGAUCAUGCAAGUUUAUUUGGAGUAGAAUAUUCAGGGGUUGAUCUUGCUUCUAAAAAACGUGUAAUGGGUAUUGCAAAUAAAAAUGCUUUAUCAUCAUACAUUGAAUAUUCGAAUUCAAAAUGUAUUUGGAAUAUUCCUACUCAUUGGACGUUAGAGGAAGCAGCCACUGUACCAUAUGUAUAUACUAUGGUUUAUUAUGCUUACUUCCAUAUAAUUAAAAUUGAAAAAGGUUUUUCAAUUUUGAUACAUGAAGGAGCAUCAGAUCUUGGUAUAGCUGCUAUUAGAAUCGCUAUUGCAAGUGGUUUAAAUGUAUUUACAACAGUUCGAAAUGAAGAACAGAAGACAUUUUUACUUAACAUGUUUCAAGAUUUUAAAAAAGAGCAAAUAAGUAGUUGUUUAGAUAUUGAUUUUGAAGAAAUGAUUCAAGAUAAAUUAGAUUAUGGAGUUAAUUAUGUCUUAAACACACUGUCAGGUGAAGGAAUGUUAACAUCUCUUCGUUGUUUAUCAAAGCAAGGUCACAUGCUUCAAUUUGAUAGAUAUGAUAUAUCAGAGAAUAAUACUUUUGGAAUGGGAGAUUUUUUGAAAGAAAUAACAUUACAUACUAUUUCUAUAGAAAAAUUUUUGUCAGAAUCUGAUGAAAAAAUAUUGAAAAUUCACAAUUUGAUUCAGGCAGAUAUAGAUAAUGGUAUUGUUAUUCCAUUACCAUUAAAAUGUUUUGAUGCAGCAGAAUUGAAAGAAGCGUUUACUUUAGCAGCAAAGUUAGAGCAUCACUGCAAAAUUGUAUUUAAUAUGAAACAUCAAUCAAUUAACAAUAUUAUUGGUCAAGUUUACUUUGAUCCUGAUCUCAGUUACAUUGUUUGUGAUGAUCUAAAAGUAUUUGGGGUAGAAUUUAUUGAUUGGAUGAUUAUGCGUGGUGCAAAGAAUAUAUUGUUACAUUCUAAAGAACAGAAUGAUUUUCAAGCUAAUAAAAUCGCAAUAUGGAAAACAUACGGAGUAAAUUUACUUUUAAGCUAUGAAGAUAUCACAACAAAGAAAGGAUGUUUGUCUUUACUUGAAUCUAGCAAAAAACUACUAGGACCAGUAGGUGGAAUAUUUAAUUUAAAUAAUUUUAAUGUUGAUAAGAAAUUUACUUGGGAAUUAGCUGAAGAACAUAUAAAUGAGCUUAUACCACAAAUCAAUAAAAUAAAAUUUUUAGAUGAACUAUCUUCAUCAUCAUGUCCAAAGUUAAAGUAUUUUGUAAUAGUAACAAAUUAUUGCAAUGAUUCUAUCGAUAAAUUAACGAACAGUAUGUUGUGUUCAAUUUAUGAGCAGCUUGUAGAAAAUCGUAAUGCAAGAAAUUUACCAGCGAAAAUUUUAACUUUUGGUGCUGUAGAACAUGAAAGCACAAAUGUUGAUGGUUGUAUAACUCAACCAAUUCGUUCUUGUUUAAACACUUUAGACAAACUUCUUCUUACAAACUGCAAUAAAACAAGAAGUUUAAUUGUAGAUAAAGUAGAAAAUUUUGACUUGAAAGGGAAUCAAUCAAAUGUCUAUGACGAAAUUCUAAAUUUAACUGGAAUUUCUGAUGAAAUUAUAAUAACAAAUGAAAGGAAAAAUCUUUCUGACAUCGGUAUAAAUCCUUUUAUAGCAAUUCAAAUACAAAAAUUAUUGGAUGAAAAACUAAAUUUAAAUUUAUCAUUUACGGAACUCAAUAAAAUGAACUUACAAAAAAUAAAAAGUUUAACUUCAACGGAACGAAAAAGUAUAGUUCAUCAAACAAAAUUAAAACUAAGCAACGAUAGAAAAGUUAAAGGUGUGUCAGCUUUAUUGGCAGAUUUUAGAGAAAUUCCUAUAAAUGCAGAAACACUAGUUGAGAUACCAAAUAAAUCUAUUGAAAAGGCAACACCGAUUAUUGUAAUUCCUGGAAUUGAAGGAAUCGUAUCUAGUGUUUGGUAUAAUGCGGUUAAAAAUUGGAAUUCUUAUCCUAUUGCCUUACAAUUUAAUACAAUAAAAAGUGUUAAAUCAAUCGAAGAAAUAGUUCAAUCAAUUUUCAAGGACAUUCGUCAUGUCUUGCGGAAAACAACGAAAUUUUUCUUUGUCGCAUAUUCUUUUGGUUCUAUGUUAGCCAUAGAAUUAGCAUCGAUGCUAGAAAAACAUAAUUACAAAGGCAAGAUUUUAAUAAUUGAUGGAGCACCACAUUUUAUGAAACAGUUGCUUAAAAAUACUGAUAAUAGUGAAAUGUCGGAUGCAGAAAUUUUUGAUCAAGUUCUUUCUAUAAUUUUAAGCCAAUUCGAUAAUCAACCAUUAGAUAAACUGUUGACUGAAUUCAGUAAUAUUGUAACAUAUAACGAGAAAUUGAACAGAUUUAAAGAUUAUAUAAAAUUACAAAGUAAUUAUGCAGAAGAAUAUGCGUUGAAUGCAGUUCAAGAUGCGUUUAAUCGUAUACAAAUGAUUAAAAAAUACAAAGGAUUAAAUAAUAAGAUAAACUGUCCUAUAAUGCUAGUUAAACCCAAAGAAGUUUCAAUCAUUGAUAUUGAAGAGGAUUAUAAUUUGUCAGCGAUAACAACCAGCACUGUUGAAAUAAAAUAUCUCCAAAGUAAUCAUUUUACUAUUAUGGAAAACGAAGAGCUUGGAAAUUUGAUUAAUGACUUUAAUCCAAAUCGUGAUGAACAACAAAAUUUUCAGGAAUUUUUAACUAGUGGACGAAAAUUUGAAACAGAUAAUAACUGAAUUCAAAAACCUAUUCUUGUUGGUGGUUGG